Drosophila ananassae is the source of this 3053-nucleotide messenger RNA. Its product is annotated as aminopeptidase N. Gene Ontology annotation, cellular component: cytoplasm. The coding region runs from base 150 to 2903 and encodes 917 amino acids. Gene Ontology annotation, molecular function: zinc ion binding; metalloaminopeptidase activity; peptide binding. The record is from RefSeq and is a predicted model, not a curated record. Gene Ontology annotation, biological process: proteolysis; peptide catabolic process. The transcript has 6 exons. Lineage: Eukaryota; Metazoa; Arthropoda; Insecta; Diptera; Drosophilidae.
CAGGCUUUUAAACGUUCAGACUCGCGGAGACAGUCAUUGCAUUUUAAUCUCGCGCCGUGUUCGUCUAAAUCAUUUUAAUUUAGAUUCUUUUCAAAUUGAAAAGUAUUUUUCUUUCUGCAAUCCUGAAAUUUUGUAUUUUUUGUUGUGUUAUGAAGUGGAUUUUAUUUUUUGUGGCCGCGUUUGCCCAGGGCUUGGGCAGUUCUGAUUUUAGUUAUGAUUACUAUCGUUUGCCAACGUCUUUACGGCCUCAGAAAUACCAUCUCAGUAUUUUGACCCACCUCGACAAUCCAGAAGAUCUCCGUUUCGAGGGCACCGUAAAAAUUAUAAUCGAAGUUCUGGAGAAUACCAAAAAUAUAACACUUCACUCCAAAUCUCUGACCAUCGAGGAGUCCAAAACCACUCUACGCCAAAUUAGUGGAGAGAAAAGUGAAAACUGUGUCAACUCCACAGCCGUGAAUGUCGAUCAGGACUACUAUAUCCUCCACACUUGCCGGGAACUGAUUGCCAGUAAUAUUUAUGAGCUUAGCUUAGUCUUUUCGGCCCAGUUAGGCUCUGGCCUUAAUGGAUAUUACCGCAGCUCCUACAUGUGUCCCCAGGAGAACAAAUUAAGAUGGAUUUCCGCUACUCAAUUCGAACCGAUUUAUGCACGUAUGGCUUUUCCUUGUUUCGACGAGCCAGCAUUAAAGGCAUCAUUCGUCGUAACUUUGGGGUAUCACAAAAAUUACACGGGAUUAAGUAACAUGCCAGUAAAGGAAACUAAGCCCCAUGAUCAUCUUCCGGAUUAUAUUUGGUGUGAGUUUGAAGAGUCAUUGGUCAUGUCCACCUACCUGGUGGCCUACUCUGUAAAUGAUUUUUCACAUAUCACCUCCAGUCUGAAAGAUGGACCCGUAUUCCGAACCUGGGCCAGGCCCAAUGCAAUCCCCCAAUGUCGUUUUGCUGCUACAUUCGGACCCAAAGUACUCAAUUUCUAUGAAGAGUUGUUCCAAAUAAAGUUCCCGCUAACAAAAAUCGAUCAAAUCGCUGUGCCCGAUUUUGAAACUCAUGCCAUGGAGAACUGGGGCUUGGUGAUCUAUAAAGAAAACAUCCUGCUCCACUCUUAUAAAAAUUUGGAUCUGAGUGAGCGGCAGACUGCGAAUUCAAUUGCUCAUGAACUGGCACACCAGUGGUUUGGAAACCUGGUCACCAUGAAAUGGUGGACGGAUCUGUGGCUCAAUGAAGGAUUUGCUACUUUUGUGGGCACCUUGGGCGUAGACCACGUCUAUCCGAAAUGGCAUUACAAAGAUAUGAUGCAUCUCACCAACAUAUUGUUAUUAUUUCAAUAUGAUUCUUUGGAGUCAAGUCAUCCUAUCUCGCAGAAUAUCACACAUGCGCACACGAUAAAGGACAAUUUCGAUUACAUCGCGUACAACAAAGGGUCGGCUGUGCUCCGAAUGAUGCACGCGUUUCUUGGCGAGGAAUCGUUCACAUACGGCCUGAAAACAUAUCUCAACUUGUAUGCUUACAAAAACGCUGAAUCCGACAAUUUAUGGGAGUCUCUUACUCAAGCGUCUCACAAGUUUGGUGUGUUGCCCGGAAACUACGAUGUAAAAACCAUAAUGGACUCAUGGAUACUCAAUACAGGCUUUCCUGUUGUAAAUAUCACACGUGACUAUGCCUCCAGAACCGCAAAUCUCAGUCAGGAGAGAUUUGUUUUAAGUACCAAUCAGUCGGACCUAAAGAGCAAAAGUUGCUGGUGGGUACCACUGAGCUACACCACCCAGGCAGACCAGGAUUUUAACAACACUUCUCCCAAAGUAUGGCUGGAGUGUGAUGAAAGUGGUAAGAGUGCGCCUAAAACAAUCAAGGAUCUUCCCGGACCAGAUGAGUGGGUGAUCUUCAACAAUCAGUUCUCAACGCUAUGCAUCAUCAACUACGACACGCAGAACUGGAACCUCCUUACCAAAACUUUGACAACAGGAAGUUUAAAGAGUUUCCAUAUAAUGAACCGAGCCCACCUUAUCAAUGACGUCUUAUAUUUGUCUUGGAUCGGCGAACAGGACUAUGAGACCGCCUUCGGUUUGGUGGAUUAUCUGCAAAGGGAGAUCGAGUAUUUACCGUGGAAGGCCGCCGAUGAAGGCCUAGAUAGAAUAAAAGACUUCAUUAAUCAUACGCCAUACGUUGGCAAAUUUAAGAGCUUCAUUAGAAAAUUGACCACCCCGAUUUACGAGAAAUUAAAUACCACGAUUAGUUGGAAUUCUAAUCCCGAUAAAAUUAUGCUGCUGGCAAUAACUAUAAAGUGGGCUUGCUAUUGCGGGAUAGAAGAUUGUAUUGAAAAGUCAUUACUCAUGUACCGAAGAUGGCGAUCUUAUCCCUUUGGAGAUGAAUUUAAUCCUGUGCCAAAAACUCUUCGAGAAAUUAUUUACAGCACUGCGAUAGAGCACGGAAAUGAGGAGGAUUGGGAAUUUAUGUGGAGCAGAUACCAAAAAUCAUCGGAAGAAGCUAUCCAAUUGAGAUAUCUCAAAGCCCUUGGUUUUUCGCAGGAUGAGCUCCUCUUGCAGCGAUAUCUAGAGCUGAUUUUUGAUCUGGAGAAGCCUUUUAGUGUAGAUCACUUCUCUGAUGCUUUCCAUGCUCUGGUUUCAACCCAAAUGGGCUUUGAGUUGGCCCGAAAAUUUAUCUUGAAUAAUGUGGAUUUAAUAUACAAACAUUUGCAACGCUUUAACGCCAACGCCUGGGCCUAUGGUCUCUUUGAACCACUCUCUAUGUUAAUUCUAUCCCAGGAUGAAUUCAAUUCAUUUAAAGAAUUUUAUUAUCAAUUAUUUUACAAUUCAUUUGCCGACGAAAUGAUGGAGAAAUUGCAAUUGAAACUUCACUUUAUAGAGAGGAGCUCUUACCAGAUUUCUGAAGCCAUUAGUAAAUUUAUUUAAAGUAGGUUAUACUACUUUGGAUACCCUUAAAAACUGAACAAUAUACUUAUUUUUAAAACUUUAUAAGUCUUAUUUCUUGAUCGAAUAGAAAUUGGCAUAAAUGUUUAAAAUAAAUAAAUAAAUAAAAUACUUUCCGUUUAAUACACCUUA